AUGGCGUCACCGUCGACAAACUUGGUCGUUAAAAAAGGUACAAAUUCACCUAUCUGGCAGUACUUUGGCUUUAGACCUAAUGAAAGAGGACAGCCACGAGACACGUCUGAAGUGGUGUGCAGGAUUUGCGGUCAAGUUAUCCGCGCAAAAGAUGCGCAGACGACAAAUUUACAUGACCAUUUGCGUGUGCACCAUCCCGCAGAAUACAGUUCAUUGCCAGUGUCAUCAUCACGCACAACUGAACUUCGCAGGAACCAACCAACCCUAUCUGAGGCUUUCGCUAAAGUUACUAAGUACAAGCGUGACAGCGAAAGAUGGAAGCAGUGUACUGAUGCUGUGACCCGCUACCUAGCAAAAGAAAUGGUUUCUUUUAAUACGGUAGAGAAGAGCGCGUUUAAGGCCAUGCUGCAAAUAUUUGACAAGCAGUAUGAGCUGCCAGGUCGGAGAUUCUUCUCGAAGACCGCAGUCCCAAAGUUGUACAACGACAUCAGAGCAAAUAUUUUAGCAGAGCUGGAUGAUGUGGAAUAUUUGGCACUGACAACUGACAUGUGGUCCAGCUGCAACAUGAUGCCUUACAUGUCAGUGACCGCACAUUAUGUCAGCAAAGAGUGGACACUAAAAUCGAAAUGCCUACAAACAAGCUUCAUGCCAGAAAGCCAUACAGCCGACAACCUGGAAGAGGCAUUGCAGGAAAGUGUACACGAAUGGAAAAUAGAAGAAAAUAAAAUUUCCUGCAUAACUACUGAUAAUGGGGCAAACGUUGUUGCUGCCAUCAGACAGUUAAAAUGGCCUUGGUUAAGUUGCUUUGGCCACAAUCUGAACAUUGCUAUAAACAACUCACUCAAGAAGCAGCAAGCCAGCACUGAUCGGGCUUUCGGGGUUUGCCGGGCAGUCAACACUGCUUUUUCCCACAGCUGGUGGAGGAGACGAGAGCUAAGCAAAGCACAAGAGGAGCUAAAACUCCCUCAUCACUCCUUGAUCACGGACUGUGCAACACGAUGGGGCUCCAAACAGCGAAUGGUGGAGAGAAUUCUGGAGCAGGUUCAAGCCAUCAAACGAGUGUUUGCUCAGGAUAAAAGCCGCCGCCCGCUCCCGCAACUUACAUGGCAGGACAUAAGUGUUCUGGAAGCAGUUAAUAGUGGAUUGAAGCCAGUGGCAGAGUUAACAGAUAUUCUUUCUGGAGAAAACUAUGUCACGGUUUCCUCACUUUUGCCGAUGUUGGCACACCUGGAAAGUGUGCUGGAGAGCUCGGAGCAAGAUGCGAAACUUACAGCCGACCUGAAGCGUGUCAUCUUGGAGCAGAUGGAAGGCAAAUAUAGCAAUGAUGCCACCCUGAGUAUGAUGCGCAAAGCUGCCUUGCUUGACCCCAGAUACAGAGGGGAUCACAUGAAACCACCUGAGCUAAGUGCCACAAAAACUGAACUGGUUGCAGAAAUGGCAGCAGCAGCAGCAACACGCGCAAGCCCAUCAUCCGGCCCCGCACGAGAAAGAGAAGAGGCAGAGGAAUCAGGUGCUGGCACCGCGCCUAAGAAGAAAAAGGGACUGGGCAGCCUUCUUGGUAAAAGAGCAGCUACAGCAGUGCUCACCGCUGAUCAAAAGAGUGAAGCUGAGAUGUCACUGUAUCUACAGGAAAUGGUUAUUGACGGAGAAGAAGACCCACUAACUUGGUGGAAAGCUAACCAAGGACGGUUUCCUCUUAUGGCCAACAUCGCUCGUAAAUAUUUGUGCAUAUGUGCUACCAGUGCUCCAUCUGAACGUGUGUUCAGCACAGCGGGUGUGCCAGCCGCCACUGUGGGUGGCACCGGCACACCCUGGCACACCCGUGGUUACGCCACUGGUCUGGAUUAUGUAUGA
Molecule: messenger RNA, 1854 nt
Organism: Paramisgurnus dabryanus
Lineage: Eukaryota; Metazoa; Chordata; Actinopteri; Cypriniformes; Cobitidae
Source: RefSeq, a predicted model, not a curated record